AAUAUCUCAACAUCUUCCAACUAAUCCCAUACUCAGAAAAUGCAUCGAACACUCAACACAUCUUUAAUCCUAUCAUUACUCUAUUUUUUCAUCGGAUUAUACAAUUAUGAAGUUCACGGUGAAAAUAUCGCUGCAAUGGAACAAAGUUACGAGAUCACUACCGAUGUGGACCAAAAAGGAUGUAUACCGCCUUCCGAUAUGGACUGUGACGAAGAUAUUGUAGAUAUGUUUGUUCCCGCUGGCACAUUGUGUUUCCAUGUAAAUGAAGCUGGACCAAAUCUUAUCUGUAUUAAUGGAGAGUGGGUCGAGGCUAUCUCAGUGACAAAAGCAAAAAGGGAGAAACGGUAUCACCAGAUAUGUACUACACACAGACGCAGAAGGCGUAUAGUAUGGAGAAGACGUCGAAGUAGAUAUGCAGUUGAGAAAUGUGAUCGUCCAAAUCACGAGCCUUAUUUUCGGAACUGUCCAUCAUCUUUGACAUUUGUCACUGGAAAAAAGGAAACAUCAAUGCGGGUGUACUGGACCGAACCAACUGCCUAUGACUACGAAGAUGUAAUAUUCUGUCGUACUCCGAGGGCUCCUAAAUUUGGAACAGUUUAUUGUUCGGGAACAAAUUAUGGUCAUAUCUGUAACUUUUUCUGUCCUACCGGAUACACCCCAACAGUUGCAAGUAUGACAUGUCAACUGAAUGGUUAUUGGACACAUGGAGGGUCAUCUGAAUGCAAAGUUAACACUUGUCCCCAGACGUUCCCUACAAUAGAACAUGGAUAUUAUUCCUGCAGUAAAUUCACUAUAGGAACGUCAUGUAAUCCAACGUGUGAUCCGGGAUAUUCAGUUAUUAGAUUUGUUCCUAUAGUCUGUAAACUUGACGGGCAAUGGUCUCUCCCGGUGGAUACAAUAUGUAAAGAUUCCGAGCCACCUAUAAUAUUGAAUUGUCCAUCAAAUAUAACGAUAACUGCUGAAAAAGGAAAAACUUCUGCAAUCGUUACGUGGGACGUACCAUCUGCUAUUGACAAUCAGGAUAAUUCAAGACUUACAGUGAACCAAACUGCUGGUUCUAUUACACCUGGUUCUCGGAUUGAAGGCGGAGUUGUUCAUAUUCUGAAAUACGUAGCUUUCGAUAGUGCUCUUAACCCUUCAGAAGAAUGUUUAUUUUACGUGCAAGUGAAAGUUACCAAGUGUUCCCGCAUUUCUGCACCAAGAAAUGGUCGUUACAAGUGUGACAAAGGUUUCAUAUAUGGUAGUCAGUGUAAUUACACAUGUUAUCAAGGAUAUCUGUUACAAGGAGCGUCUUCGUCGACAUGUGAUCAGAACGGCGAUUGGAAUUCAUCUACACCAAUCUGUAAAGAGGUUGAAUGUUCACCACCAGAAGAGCAUGGAAUGAGUAUAUCUAAUGGUUACUUUAGUUGCCAGUCGCCAAUAAAGUACCAGUCAGUGUGUUAUGCAAUUUGUGACGGUGGAUUCAAACUCGCUCUAUACACAUCAGCAAUAUGCAAAGUUGACUCGAAUAAUACUCCUUUCCUAAGUUUGAGUUUACAACCAGUUUGCUUAGAUAUCGAGCCACCAACGUUUGAUAAUUGUCAAGGAACAAAAGUUCUUACAUUUCCUGCAGCAAAAGGAAAGACAACUGCAGAAAUACAGUAUGAUAUCCCAACAGCCUCUGAUAAUGUAGAUCCUUCCCCUGAAGUAACAAAGAUACUAGGACCAGAUAGCGGAGACACACUGGACGCAAAUGAUAUAGAUUUUGUUGAGUUUCAAGCAAUUGAUAAUGUUGGGAACGUCUCACCGCUGUGUUUAUAUGUGCUUCAAGUGGAUGUUACUGAAUGCCCUGCCUACAUACCACCAGAGAAUGGAGACGUUUCGUGUACAUCAGACUUUAUAUAUGGAAGUAUUUGUACAUUGACCUGCAAUGAAGGUUAUAAAUGGCAGGGUUCUGCAAUAGUGCAAUGUUUAGAAAGUAAAUCAUGGAAUGCCACAGACUUCGUAUGUACAAGGGUACUAUGCCCAUCGCUACCAGACCCUCCAGACAACGGGUAUUACUCGUGUGCAGGAAACACUUUUCCAUAUGGUACAAUUUGUCAAGCAAACUGUAUUGAUGGUUUUGAACUAUCACAAAUGUCGUUUGCACGAUGCAAAUCUGAUGGGUCUUGGGAAAUAUCUACAACUCCUAACUGCAAAGAUGUAGAACCACCAGAGAUUAUAGACUGUCCAUCUGAGAUAAAGAUUAAUGCUGAGAGGGGAUUAGAAAGUGCUAUUGUAACUUGGACUGUGCCAUCAGCUAGUGAUAACUUUGAUAACAGUCCAACAGUAAUGAGAGUGUAUGGACCUAAAUCCGGUGAACGUAUUGAAGAUAACGCGAUAGUAAAAUAUCAGGCAACAGAUUCUGCUGGCAACCCAUCUGAUAUUUGCACAAUAUAUAUCACCGUCAUAGUAAUUCGAUGUCCUUCACCACAUUGGCCCGAUGAUGGAAGAAUUUCGUGUAACCUUGGAAACAUUUACGGGAGCGAAUGUAUAUACACUUGUGAUGAAGGUUAUAAAGUGUCCUUUCCGUCUUUGGUUGUCUGCGAAGAAAAUGGUUAUUGGACUUAUGGAAGCAAACCGCCUAUAUGUUCCCCAAUAACUUGUGGUCCACCUCCAAGUGUGCCAAAUGGAAUUUUUCUCUGCAUGAAUGUAAUGUUCCAUUACCAGAGCAUGUGUAUGUUAAUAUGUUCCAACGGAUUUUCUACUAAUAAGUUUGUGCUAGCAAUAUGUCAGUCAAGUGGUGAAUGGUUUAUUUCUUCAAACAGUAUAUGUAAAGAUAUAACGCCACCGACAAUAUUAGACUGCAAGACUUAUCAGACAUUUUACACUGAUCGUGGUUUGGAUACUGCACAAGUAACAUGGAGUAUUCCGACUGCAAUUGACAACACAGACAACCCUAGUGACAUCAUCAUUGAACAGAUAUCAGGUCCUACAAUAGGCUCUAGUAUCAGCAUAGGGACGACAGUAGUUGACUAUAGAGCUGUUGAUACGUCUGGAAAUCCAUCAGUCGUGACAUGCUCUAUUACGAUAAAUGUAGAAGCCGUUUAUUGUAAUCAUCCGAGAUAUCAUUUUGAUGACGUGAACUUGGAAUAUACGUGUUUAUCUUUUACUUGGGUGAUACGUGUAGUUUAGCGUGCCCCUUGAAGGAUUCACUAAGUUUACAAGGACCUGAUUUGAUAACAUGUGAGGCCACUUUCUUAGAUUCCUGGCUGAUAACAACAUGGGAAUAUGAGGGUAAUAAUGAACCUUCCUGUCAAGCUCAAACAUGCCCUACAAGUCUUACAACACCAGAAAACGGAGCAUUGUCGUACACAACUGAUAAUGAUAAUCAGCCGCUUGUGUACGUGUUAUGUAAUGGAAACUAUGAUUUGCCAUAUGGGUUUGAUGGACAUAUUCAGUGUCUUUAUACGGGAUUAUGGAGUCCUGGCGAAGUUCCAGACUGUACACGAACACGCCGUCCAGGGUUAAAUAGUUUGCCAGUCUCAUUUUACUACUUCAUCGACAGUACCUCCGAGGCAUCCAUUGAUGCAAUCAAAGAUCAAUUAUUAACUAGUCUAGAGGGAUAUAUUGAAUCCGUUAAGACAUCUGAAUGCCUGACUGGCUCUACGUGUAGUUAUAAUGGCCUUGAAGUGAAAGAUGGUUCUGUUCGACAGGAAAGAGAGGUCAAAAAUACAAAUUACCGUUCUAAAAGACAAGAAUACAAUCUUUUCGUCAACUUUUCAUUAACAAUCACUGGAAAUGUUUCGGAAUGGGAUGAAUUCUUAAUGUAUCAAAGUGUUCUUUUUCGAAUGUCUGACAAACUAAAGAAUGCUAUAUAUGCUGGAGCAUUCGACUUUGGUGACCUUUCAGUCGUUCCAGGUUCUUACCACAAAGCGCCCACAUCUAUAAAUACGUGUGAGGGGGA
This is a messenger RNA of Ruditapes philippinarum (Manila clam), 3925 nucleotides long. RefSeq names its product sushi, von Willebrand factor type A, EGF and pentraxin domain-containing protein 1-like. The record is from RefSeq and is a predicted model, not a curated record. Bases 40 to 3153 code for a protein of 1037 amino acids. Lineage: Eukaryota; Metazoa; Mollusca; Bivalvia; Venerida; Veneridae. The transcript is spliced from 19 exons.